Dendrobium catenatum is the source of this 2681-nucleotide messenger RNA. RefSeq names its product sulfate transporter 1.2. Lineage: Eukaryota; Viridiplantae; Streptophyta; Magnoliopsida; Asparagales; Orchidaceae. Gene Ontology annotation, cellular component: membrane. The record is from RefSeq and is a predicted model, not a curated record. Gene Ontology annotation, molecular function: secondary active sulfate transmembrane transporter activity. The transcript is spliced from 14 exons. Gene Ontology annotation, biological process: transmembrane transport. Bases 353 to 2308 code for a protein of 651 amino acids.
AAAGAAGAAGGGUUCAAAUCUCCUAAUCGAAGAAGUUCUUCCAAGCUAGUUUUGAUAAUUUCACAAGACUGAAAUGAGGAGAACCAUCAGAAGUGCUUCUACUGUUUAUAUGAUGCAGAGAAAAUCAGCCGCGCCUGCGUGUCUCAUUCCUUCUGUAAGAGAAUCACUAAAAGCUACAAAAUGAUAGCUUUAUAAAAUAGAAAACCAAAGAGGGAACUUUUUCUCUUCAUUGAAGAAGGUUUAGUUGUCUGAGAAGUUUGACUUUUGAAGGCUCUAAUGUCUGGCAAUAUGCAUUAGCCACAAGUCUGCUUUUGAUUUUUCUGCUUGCUCUUCCAGGUGAAGAGAUCCGAAGAUGGGGAAUUCAAUUCCUGAUAAUGAUGAAAGCAGGGAGCUGGGAGAUUGGCAGCCCAGGAACUUGCCAGCAGCUUAUAAGGUCGGUGUCCCGCCCAGGAAGAAUUUUGUGAAUGAAUUUACUGAGAGAGUAAAGGAAACUUUAUUCCCGGAUGAUCCUUUGCGUGCUUACAAGAAUCAACCAAAAUCGAAGCAGUUUUUAUUAGGACUUCAGUCUUUUUUCCCAAUUCUCAGUUGGGUAAGAGAGUACAACCUCAAGAAGUUCAAAGGAGAUUUAAUUGCUGGAUUUACAAUUGCAAGCCUCUGUAUUCCUCAGGAUAUUGGUUAUGCUAAGCUUGCAAAUUUGGAUCCACAGUAUGGGCUAUAUUCCAGCUUUGUGCCGCCAUUGGUUUAUGCAGUUAUGGGAAGCUCAAGAGAUAUCGCAAUUGGUCCAGUGGCAGUUGUGUCUCUAUUGCUUGGAAACCUUCUUCAGGAUGAGUUUGAUCCUAAGCUCAACAAAGAAGAAUAUCAUAGACUGGCAGUUACUGCAACUUUUUUUGCAGGCGUGACUCAGGCAGCACUUGGAUUCUUCAGAUUAGGAUUCAUAGUGGAUUUCUUAUCUCAUGCCGCCAUUGUGGGAUUCAUGGCUGGAGCAGCAAUUACCAUUGCCCUUCAACAGCUGAAAGGGUUUCUUGGCAUUCAAAAUUUUACAAAGGAAACAGAUAUUGUAUCGGUUAUGAAAUCUGUGUGGGGUUCUGUUCAUCAUGGUUGGAAUUGGGAGACAAUAGUGAUUGGGACAAGCUUCUUAGCAUUUCUUCUACUUGCAAAAUACAUUGGAAAGAAGAACAGAAGUCUUUUCUGGGUACCAGCAAUUGCGCCAUUGAUUUCUGUAAUUUUGUCCACAUUCUUUGUGUACAUAACACGUGCUGAUAAGCAUGGAGUUCAGAUUGUGAGGAAAAUAAAAAAAGGCAUCAAUCCAUCAUCUGUUCAUGAACUUUACUUCAGUGGUCCAAACCUUGGUAAAGGAAUCAAGAUUGGUGUUGUUUCUGGGAUGAUUGCUCUGACUGAAGCUACAGCCAUAGGAAGAACAUUUGCUGACAUGAAGGGUUAUCAGUUGGAUGGAAACAAAGAAAUGGUCGCCCUUGGAACUAUGAACAUUGUUGGAUCCAUGACUUCUUGCUUUGUAGCCACUGGUUCUUUCUCUCGAUCUGCCGUCAACUACAUGGCUGGAUGUCAAACAGCUGUGUCAAAUAUUGUUAUGUCAAUUAUAGUAUUACUAACUUUGGAAUUGAUCACUCCGCUCUUCAAAUACACUCCAAAUGCAAUUCUUGCGUCUAUCAUUAUCAACGCAGUGAUCGGCUUGAUUGACUAUGAUGCGGCUAUUCUGAUCUGGAAGAUAGAUAAGUUUGAUUUUAUAGCUUGCAUGGGAGCAUUCUUUGGUGUCGUCUUUGAUAGUGUUGAAAUUGGACUUUUAAUUGCAGUCUCAAUAUCAUUUGCUAAGAUUCUUUUACAAGUCACAAGGCCAAGAACCGCUUUACUUGGCAAUCUUCCAAGGACUACUAUCUACCGUAACAUUCAACAAUAUCCUGAGGCAACUAAGGUUCCUGGAGUUCUUAUUGUCAGAGUUGAUUCUGCUAUUUAUUUCUCCAACUCCAACUAUGUCAAGGAAAGGAUCCUUAGGUGGUUAAGAGAAGAGGAAGAAAAGCUGAAGGAGGACAGCCUACCUCGAAUAAAUUUCUUGAUUGUUGAAAUGUCUCCUGUAACUGACAUAGAUACCAGUGGCAUUCAUGCCUUAGAGGAUCUGUAUAAGAACCUUAGCAAGAGAGAGAUUCAGCUCCUCCUUGCAAAUCCCGGUCCAAUCGUCAUGGAAAAGCUCCAAGCCUCAGAUUUUACAGAGUUGAUAGGCCAUGACAAGAUCUUCUUGACAGUCGGCGAAGCUGCGAUGAGUUGUGCUCCUAAAGUAAUUGAAGAGGUUUGAAAGAAGAACCAAACGAACGUCAUAUGCUUGUUCUACAGAGAGAGGCAGGUAGGAGGAAGCAUGACAGGAAGAGGCUGCCGUUGUGAAUGUGAUUAAAAAAGCAUCGAGUGGGGUAUCAAUUGCAUUUUAUUUAGUUGCGCACUGAUUAAAGUUUGUGGGUUUUGAGAUUGAAUCUACACCAAAAGUGUGAAUAAUGCCCGAACCCACCACACUUUGUGGAAUGCAACAUGUUGUAUCGUUUAUCUAAAUCAAAUCCUUUCACACAGUCAGCUAAUGGUAGAAAUGUAAAGGAAAUGAAAGAAAAUUGAUAAAGAGCACAGAAAUUGUGUUUAGGAGAUUACCUUUCUUCUUCACUAUUUCAUGAGUUAUAUUA